UGGACCCGAUUCAGUUUCAUUGUGGAUUUAACUACCAAGCACUCAACGACUGAAUCUAUUUGGGGAGUACUGGAUAACUUGCAAGUCAUGGCUCUAGAAAACCUCGAACCCACAGACGUUUUUUUCGAAAAAAUUUUGCACCGAGGAUUGCAAGACAAGACAAUUCAUAAUGUUGUACUGGUAAAGAAGGAGUUAGCUACACAGAAAGGCGAAAAUUUCCUGAGUUGUUUAACAAAAUUGACCCUGAAAUACGUCUGCAAUGUGUCAAAAGAAAAUAAUCAUGAAAAAAUAGAGAAGACGGCUCAUCUUAUCUUGAAAGAAGAGCCAAUUGUAAAUGAAAAAGCAUUGGAGAAUAUUCGCGAAAUGGAGGUCUUCAAUACCGAGCGACAGCUCCUUGAAGAGGUCAUUCCGAAGAUCGAGGAGCUUGUGGAUAGAAGACUGGCACCCAAAGUUUAUUACUCUUCGAUUGAGCCCCAGGUUAUUGUUAUGGAGGAUAUGACAGUUCAAGGUUUCAAAAACUCAAGUAGGAUAUUGGGACUGAAUCAAGAGCAAUGUUUGAUGGUUUUGGAAAGCUUGGCAGACUUUCAUGCGGGAUCUGUUUUGAUGAAUGAAAAGAAUCCUGGAUCCCUAAAACAAUAUACCCGGGGACUUGUGAAUCCAGACAUGCCACCUAUGUUUUUUAAAACAAUGCAGACGACAGUGGCUAAUGCUGCAAAGCAAAUUGGCAGCUGGCCUGAUAAAAAAUUCACCCAGAUAUCUAAAAAACUUGAGAAAAUUUCUCACCAUGUAAUCGAAAGGGUGAAGGAAGUCUGCAUGUAUGACAACGACGAAUUCUGUGUUCUGAAUCAUGGAGAUUUGUGGAUUAAUAAUAUUAUGUUCCAGAACGACGAAAAGGGCAAACUCAAGGAUGUUAGACUUCUUGACUACCAAUUUGUUGUCUGGUCAUCCCCAAUAAUUGACCUCUGCUACUUCCUCAACGCUGCCCCUGAACCCAGUCUGAAAGGAACGAAUGAUGAUCUAUUUUUGGAAACAUAUCUCACCCGCUUAUCAAACACAAUGAAAAAAAUCGGUUGCACUUCUAAACCUCCCACGAUGGACCACUUAAAAAAAUCUCUGCACAAACGUAGAAUUUUUCCACUUUUAUGCGGUGUCUGGUUCUUUCCGAAAAUGACAGCAGAAGGAGGUGAAAUGGAGACAAUAGAAGAUAUAUUCUAUACGGAAAAAGAUAAGAUUGAUAUUAUGCAGAACAGAAGGGUUAAAGCGGUAGUGGAGAAGAUGCUACCGAUAUGGGAUGAGAGAGGAUAUGGCACUACGGCUGUGGACAAUCUCGAGCACAAUGAUGUAUUCUUCAGAAAAGUUUUACAAGAGGGAUUGCGAGAUGAAACGAUUGAGGAUGUCGUGAGAUUAAACCAGGAGCCAGCAACCAAAAAGGGGGAAAAUUAUCUCAGUAUUUUAACUAGACUCAAUCUUAAAUACGUCUGCAGUGUAUCCAGAGGUAAUGACCAUGAGAAGGUAGAAAAAAUUGCCAAUCUUAUACUGAAAGAAGAGCCCGAUGUCGAUCAGGAAACUAUGGAGACCAUUCACAAAAUGGAUAUCUUCAAUGUCGAGCAACAAUUACUCGAGGAAGUUGUUCCGAAGGUCGAAACCCUCAUUGGCAGAAGACUAAGCGCUAGAGUUUAUCACUGUUCAAUGAAACCGCGGAUGAUAGCCAUGGAAGACCUGUCGGUUUUUGGUUUCAAAAAUAUAGAUCGUAAAGCAGGAUUGAACCGAGAUCAGACUUGUUUGAUUUUGGAAAAUAUCGCAGAGUUUCACGCAGGAUCGAUUCGACUGGAUGAACAGGAUCCUGGAUGCCUGACCCGUUUUUCUAUCGGUCUGCUGAAUAUGACGCCGUCGUUCUACAAAAGGAUAGAAAACACUAUAAAGAAUGUUGCACUGCAAAUUCGCACCUGGCCAGACCCGAAAUUCCUUCCUCUCUCGGAGAAGCUUGAGAAGAUCUCGAAGGAUGCAGUAAAAAGACUUAAGGAAAUAUAUAGAAGUAAUGAGGACGAAAUUUGCGUCCUGAAUCAUGGAGAUCUGUGGUCUAAUAAUAUCAUGUUCCAGUACGAUGACGGUGGAAAACUCCAAGAGCUUCGACUUGUUGACUUCCAAGUGCCCAACUGGACGAGCCCUGCAAUUGAUCUCCUCUAUUUCCUCAGCAUUUCCCCUCGGCCAAAUCUCAAAGUUACUUAUGAUGAUAUAUUUUUACAAAAAUAUUUGACGCGAUUAUCAAGCACGAUGAAAAAAUUGAAUUGUUCCGCAAGUCCUCCCACCCUGCAACAACUGAAAGUGUCGAUGUACAAACGUCGAGCCUUCGCGGUUAUGGGGGGCCUCGGUUUUUGGCCGAAAACAUUAGUAGAGGAAGAAGAUUUUGAGGCGAUGGAUACUAUCUUGGAGAAAGGUUUUUUCAUGCGUUAUGGAAAGGAGUUUCAAAUUUCGAAAAUGGUAAUUGUUCACUUCCGCUUCCCACUCUCGCUCAAUAAGUCUUGUGGGAACAGCAUUGAUCAAGCUACGAUGAACGCAAGGGUGAAGGUCAUAGUUGGAGUACUAGCCAGUCUUAAAGUUCAAAGUACAAGGCCUACACGUGUACCUAAGACUGAGACCCAACUAGAGAAUAUUAAACUCCUACUUCACAAAAAAAGAAAUCAACAAAAAACGUUAGACCUUAAUGCCAUGUAUUUUAUUCAACCAUCAUCAUCCCAGCUCAUCAGUACUACUCCAUUUGGAUAG
Molecule: messenger RNA, 2766 nt
Organism: Diachasma alloeum
Lineage: Eukaryota; Metazoa; Arthropoda; Insecta; Hymenoptera; Braconidae
Exons: 8
Coding region: 88-2766 (892 amino acids)
Source: RefSeq, a predicted model, not a curated record